Molecule: messenger RNA, 2283 nt
Organism: Fonsecaea multimorphosa CBS 102226
Lineage: Eukaryota; Fungi; Ascomycota; Eurotiomycetes; Chaetothyriales; Herpotrichiellaceae
Exons: 1
Coding region: 1-2283 (760 amino acids)
Biological process (GO): tricarboxylic acid cycle
Cellular component (GO): succinate-CoA ligase complex (ADP-forming); mitochondrion
Molecular function (GO): succinate-CoA ligase (ADP-forming) activity; succinate-CoA ligase (GDP-forming) activity
Source: RefSeq, a predicted model, not a curated record
AUGACCAGAAUCAUAUUGCCGAGGGGGCUAAGAUCCCAGAAAGCCUCGUGGUCUGUCUUAUACAAACAUGGUACCUCCGGAAAUGUCGCCCCGUUCUCGACGUCUUUUCGACGCUGGAGCUAUGCCGACACAAUCAACAACCUCAAGAUCGGCAAGCAUACUCGCGUGCUCUAUCAGGGCUUUACCGGACGCCAGGCAACGAUGAAUGCCCAAGAAUCACUCGAGUUCGGUACAAACAUCGUUGGCGGUGUCAAGCCCGGAGUGGAGGGUGAGCAUCUGGGUCUACCAGUCCUUCCUAGUGUCAGGGCCGCCGUGGAGAAGCUCAAGCCUGACGCCAGCGCCAUCUACGUCCCUGGAAAUGGGACCGUCACGGCCAUGGAGGAAGCCAUCGAGAACGAAAUACCCCUCAUCGUCGCGGUUGCCGAACACAUACCCGUACACGACAUCUUGAGGGUACACCAAAUGCUACGAACACAAUCAAAGACGAGGUUGGUUGGCGCAAAUUGUCCCGGAAUCAUAAAUGUCCACGGCCGCUGUCGUCUAGGCUUCCAGCCUCUCCCAUUCUUCACUGAAGGCAACAUCGGCAUUAUCGCCAAGUCAGGUACGUUGAGCUAUGAAGCUGUCGCAUCUACGACACGAGCGGGACUGGGACAGACAUACGCAAUCAGCAUGGGCGGUGAUGUGCUGGCGGGAACGACAUUCACGGAAGCAUUCCAGAUCUUGGUCGAAGAUGAGAAGACUGAGGGCAUCAUCAUGAUCGGCGAAGUCGGGGGAAGCGCCGAGUUGAGGGCUGCAGACUGGAUCAAAGAAUACCAGCGGCGGACUGCAAACCCCAAGCCCUUCAUGUCGGUCAUUGGAGGUGUCGAGGCUCCACCUGGGCGGAUCAUGGGUCAUGCAGGAGCAUGGGCUGCUCCCGGAGAAGCAACCGCGGCACAAAAAAUCAAAAUUUUGGAAGACGCCGGAGUGAAAGUCGUGGACCAUCCAGAAAAGCUGGGAGAAGGCAUGAAGAAAUUGCUUGCUGAGCGGUCCAAAUCAGGUUCAAACAGCAGAGUCGGGUCUCCGAGUGCAUCGCAGAAAAGAGGCUACCAUACCAUGCGAAGGCGGCCGAGACUCGUUGAUACCAGCAUCACUCCUCAGCAACGGCGUAACUUGUACAUCAAACCUGCGCAAGCCUUUGACAUGUUGAAGCAGAGGGGGAUACCCACCGUCGACAGCCCCACCGGGCUUCAGGAGAAGUUCAUUGCCAUCUCCAUUGAUCGGGAAGCACGACAGCCUUGCAUCAUCGCAUCACCCACCACAGAUCCUUCGCAAGCGUUCCUCAAGUCUAAAAAGUUCCCCUUUGCUUACGGGACUGAUGAGGCGACUUCAGAUGCAAUGCUUCAGACGGUAUCAGCACAUUUGGGUGUUUCUGGAAAGGGUCAGCAUUCCCUGGGCAGACUUGUUACCGAGCUGGUCGACCUCUUCAUGUCCAAAGAAGCCUUUGUACUACAGACAAGGAUCGUGAUUGACAAUGAAGGAGGUCUCCAAGUCCAAGGCGCCAAGUUUGGGUUCGACGAUGCGGCUUUCAGAAGCUCAGGGCGACAGGCAGAUAUCCAUGCCCUGCGGGACAUCGAAAGUGAAGUGCGUGAAGAAGUCGAGGCUGAGAAAGACGGCAUGAUAUACGUAAAGCUAGCAGGAGAGGGCACGCUUGGAACUAUUGUGAACGGCGCAGGGCUAGCCAUGAACACGGUUGAUGCAUUGGUGGCUCGAGGUGGACAUCCAGCAAACUUUAUGGACACCGGCGGGAAAGCCACAUCCGAUACCAUCAAGGCGGGCUUCCGGAUCGUUACAUCGGAUCCUCGAGUCAAGUGCAUAUUCGUGAAUAUCUUUGGGGGUUUGACUUUGGGCGACAUGAUCGCCCGAGGGAUUCUGUUGGCGUUUAAGGACUUGAACCUCCAGGUCCCGGUGGUAGUUCGCAUUCGCGGAACCAGAGAGGCCGAGGGACAGAAGCUCAUCCGGGAAAGUGGUCUCAAGCUGGAUGCAUUUGGUAAGUGGAACGCCGCUUUGUGUGAACCAGACCUGGAUAGUAACCACUGCCACAGAUUCUUUCGAAGAAGCAGCCGCUCGCGCAAUCGCAUUAGCAAACGGAACAGCAAAGAUGGAAUGAAAAGGGAAGGUUACACAUAUAUGCACAACUUGCAGAGCUCGGCGAUGGUAUCAGAGGUAUAUGUUUCGCACGUCGUCUGUAGAUCACCUGAUGCGGCAUGUUUGGAUUGCAAUGCGGGAGUUGCACCGUGUGACUGA